Molecule: messenger RNA, 1671 nt
Organism: Dioscorea cayenensis subsp. rotundata (Guinea yam)
Lineage: Eukaryota; Viridiplantae; Streptophyta; Magnoliopsida; Dioscoreales; Dioscoreaceae
Product: probable receptor-like protein kinase At5g20050
Exons: 2
Coding region: 1-1671 (556 amino acids)
Biological process (GO): protein phosphorylation
Molecular function (GO): ATP binding; protein kinase activity
Source: RefSeq, a predicted model, not a curated record
AUGCCUCCGGUGCCACCGACAUCAUCAGCCACAUGGUUUGCAGACUUGUUAGAUGAUCAAUUGGAUUACUGUGAUUAUCCUUUGGCUUGUGGAUAUUAUGGUGUUUGUUCAAACAAGCAGUGUAGUUGUCCACAAGGGGGAAGAAACCAAACCCUGAAUUACUUCUCUGCAGUGAAUUAUGAUGAUCCAGCGCAGGGUUGUACUAGUGUGACUCCAUUGGAUUGUCAGAAAUCUCAGAAACAUCAUCUUUUACAUCUUGAGAAUGUUUACUACUUUCACCAUGAUAUAACUUCUCAGAGCAAAGUCAGUGUGGAGACUUGCAAGGCCCAGUGCUUGACUCAAUGUGGUUGCAAGGCAGUUGGAUUUUUGCCAGAAUUCAACAGCUCUGGUGGCCAGUGUACUUUGAUCAGCCAACUCUUCUCAAUGAAAAGAGCUCGGCAAUCCGAAUAUAGCUACAAUUCAUCAGUUUUUCUCAAAGUUCAGGUUCCGGAGCAGUUGAAUGCAACUAGAGUUCAGCCAGGUAUGAAGCAUCGGCACUUCAUAAUCAUGGGAUGUAUUGCAGGAGGUGUGGUUACUGUUUUCCUCGCGUUGAUUUGCAUUCGGAUUUUGUAUUUGAGAAGGAAAAGUGCGAGCAAGAGGAUGAAUAUCUCAAAUGGGGACAUUAGUGCAGAGAACUACUUCAAUUUGAAUCAUGCUUCUGAAUUACCCGUGAAAUUUUGUUUCGAAGAUUUGAGGAAUGCUACUCAUGACUUCAGUAAAGAGCUUGGACGAGGAGGAUCCGGUUCGGUGUUUGAAGGAAUUCUUAGUAAUGGCAGGAAAGUUGCAGUGAAACGAAUGGAAAGGAUAUCACAAGGGAAGAAGCAGUUCUUAGCAGAGAUUGAAACAAUUCACGGCAUUCAUCACAUCAAUCUGGUAAGACUGAUUGGGUACUGUGUCGAAAAAUCAUACUAUUUCUUGGUCUAUGAAUUCAUGUCAAAUGGAUCAUUGGAUAAAUGGAUCUUCAACAAAAACAAUAAUCAUAAGCUUGAUUGGGGGAUUAGACUUCAGAUUAUCAUCAACGUCGCAAAGGGAUUGUCUUAUCUCCAUGAAGAUUGCUGCAAGAGGAUACUUCAUUUAGACAUCAAGCCACAGAACAUUCUCUUGGAUGAGAAUUUCAAUGCUAAGAUUGCUGAUUUCGGUCUUUCGAAAUUAGUGGAAAGGGAUCAAAGCAAAGUUAUGACAACAAUGAGAGGAACACUUGGUUACUUAGCUCCAGAAUGGUUAAACUCAGUAAUUACUGAGAAGGUCGAUGUUUACAGCUUUGGAAUUCUAGUUCUUGAGAUCAUUUGUGGCAGGAAAAACUUUGAUUUCUGUCAACCUAUAGAGGACAUUUACCUAUUGAAACUAGUGAAAGAAAAGGCACAUGAUGAUAGAUUGCAUGAAAUUGUAGCAAAGGAUGAUGGGAAUAUGGAGCUCCACAUGGAAGAGGCUGUGAAAAUGAUCAGAGUUGCCAUGUGGUGUUUACAGAGUGAUCACAAUUUGAGGCCUGCAAUGUCAAAGAUUGUUAAAGUUUUGGAAGAUGGUAUUGAUAUCAACACAACCAUUAAUUAUGAAAUUUUGAUUCCGUCUGCAUCGUCUGUCAUUGAUAAACUUUCGCAUCCAUUUUUCAAUUCGGCUUUGCUUGGAAUAUGA